UUGGCCAACAAUUCUAGGUGGGCGGCAUUCAAUAUCCGAUGAGCCAUUGAAGGAAGACAUACAAAGUCUAUAAAUUGUACGAUAGAAUGGAUAAUUGAAGAGUUGUGGCGCACUGAAGUAAAGUGGUGCAGCGGGUCUAGACAACGAGAUCAUAUCCUUCUUUCACACCUCAUGUAAUAUACAUAUCUACUCCCCGCCCCCAACCUCCUCAUAUUAUAGUCUCCAAAAAUCAGAGAGACAAAGAGUUCUAUCGAUCCUUCAAACUCCUCUCCCCUCUCAUCCUCCUCCUCCUCCUCUUCUUCUCUCUCUCUCUCUCUCUCUCUCUCUCUCUCUCUCUCUCUCUCAUACCUCUUGGGGUGCUACAAUGAUAUACUCCAUCCCAACAACCACCCCAACUCUCCUCAACCAAUGUCUCCAAACCACCAGUUCCCACUCCUCCCAAUUGUAGCUCUCUUCAUACUAGUACUCUUUGCACCCACCGCCACCGAAUCCUUCAUCCCCUCCGCCUCUCUGUCGACGGUGGCAAUCUCCCACAUCUCCAACAUCACCCUGGUUUGCGCCUUACUCCCUGCCGGCGAUAAGACCUACCACCUCAACUGCACCAGCCUGCCGAAGAGGUCCCAGCACAACUACCCCUCCGGCCGCUCCGGCUUCUCGGCCAUCGCCGCGGGCGAUGGCUUCCUCUGCGCGCUCGGCCCCGCGCCCACUCCCGCGCCCCCGCCCGAGUCGACGAUGCGGUGGUGGGACUUCGCCCAGAAGACCAAGAACGGAUCCGCGCCCGACUCCAAGCGCGUCUACAGGGGCACGCCGCUCGCCGCGCUGUCGGCCGGGGAGUCGCACGUGUGCGGGCUGCAGGGCGUCGGCGUCGGCGGCGGCAAUCUCACCUGCUGGCGCUGGCCGGAGCUGUCGGUGCCGCCGGGUUUAGAGUUCUUCGAGAUCGGCGUGGGCGGGGACUUCGUCUGCGGGCUUCUGCGCGGGUCGGGGGAGAUCAGGUGCUUCGACGGCGGCGGCUGCGGCGGCGGCGGUGGCGGCUGUCUGGUCUGCUGGGGAGCGACGGCUCCGCCGUUGGGAGAGGCGCCGGUCGCGGGGAUCAGCUCGCUGGCGCUGGGGACGAACCGCACGUGCGGGCUGCGGAGCAACGGGACGGUGCUGUGCUGGGGCCCGAACGCGGGGCCCCCGAGGGGGCUGGCGGAGGCGCAGUUCGUGGCGAUCCAGGCGCGCGGGGACGCGCUGUGCGGGGUGCUGAUGGCCAACUACUCGCUGGUUUGCUGGGGGAGCAAGGCCUUCGCGUCGAACCGCCUCGUGUUCGACUACGUGCUGCCGGGGCCCUGCGCGCCGCUCGCGUCUUGCAGCUGCGGGAUCUUGGCCGGGUCGGGGAACGUCUGCCCCAACUACGGCGGGAUCUGCCAGCGCUGCGCGGUCGAACUGCCGCCGAGCCCUGCGAACGGGUCCAAGAGGGGCAGGAGGAGGGCGAUUUUCAUCGCGGUCGGCGUGAUCGGUCUCGCGAUCGGGCUGGCGGCCGCGGCCUUUUUCUUCGUCGCGCACCGCCGGAACUCGUGCCGGGUGCUCCAGGACGCGGGGCGGAUCCACGCGGAGCCUGCGCAGGCUCAGGCGCAGCCGCAGCCGCAGCGGCUGCUGCUGCGGGGCGUCCCCAGCGCGCGCUCCUCCCGGGCGCCCGGCGGCGCGGACUCGCCGACGACGAUGGAGAGGCGGCUGUCGGCGCUGAUCGGGAAGGGCCCCAGCAGCACCAUCGAGCGGUUCCCGCUCGCGACGCUUCUCGCCGCCACCGACGCCUUCUCGGAGGGCCACAAGAUCGGCUCCGGCAGCUUCGGCUCCGUCUACCGCGCCGUGCUCCCCGACGGGCGCGUCGUCGCCAUCAAGCGCGCCGAGCCCCCCUGCCCCUACGCCGCCGCCGCCGCGGCGUCCGCGACCACCUCGUCCGCGUCCGCGUCCACCUCGGCCGCCCUCCCCGCGAAGCGCCGCGACCGCGAGUCGGCGUUCCUCUCGGAGCUGGCGCUCCUCUCGCGCGUCAACCACAAGAACCUGGUCCGGCUCCUCGGCUUCUGCACCGACCGCGCCGAGCACGUCCUCGUCUACGAGUUCGUGUCGAACGGCGCCCUGCACGACCACCUCCACAAGCGCGCCCCCAUCGCCCCUCCCCUCGCCUCGUGGAACGCGCGCCUGAAGCUCGCGCUCGACGCCGCGCGGGGCAUCGAGUACCUGCACGCCUACGCCGUCCCGCCGAUCAUCCACCGCGACAUCAAGCCCUCCAACAUCCUCCUCGACGACUCCUGGACCGCCAAAGUCUCCGACUUCGGCUUGUCCUUAUUAUUAAGCACCGGCGAGGACGACGACGACGACGCUCACGACACUCCCCGCGCGGCGGGCACGGUCGGGUACAUGGACCCGGAGUACUACAGGCUGCAGCACCUAACCGCGAAAAGCGACGUGUAUAGCUUCGGAGUCGUCCUGCUGGAGCUGCUGUCGGGUUGCAAAGUGAUUCAGAAGUACGAGGAGAGCGGGACGCCCCGGAAUGUCGUCGAAUUCGCGGUGCCGCACAUCGUGGCGGACGACGUCCACCGCAUACUCGACCAGCGGCUGCCGCCCCCGACGCCGAGCGAGAUCGAGGCGGUGGCCUACGUCGGCUACCUGGCGGCCGACUGCGUUAGCCCGGUGGGCCGCAAUCGGCCCACAAUGACGGAGAUUGUAAAUGGGCUCGAGCGGGCCGUCUCCGCUUGCGGAACGCCUAAUCUGUCGCGCUCCGGCACGGAACGGUCCGGCUGACACGUGCCAAAGCACCAAACAAUGUUAUUGAACCAACAGAACCAUUUUGCUGACAUAAUUUUUUCUUUUUUUUUUAAAAUCAUAUUUUGUUUUAUUUUUGUUGCUUGAAUUUUUUUUUUUUUUUUUUUUAGAGGUUUGAUUGAUUCGGUUGUAAUCACAUUCAUUAAUGAAGAUUGAAGGUGCAAAAAAUUUAUGAUAAAGUGGUGGGAAAAAAGAAACGAGGAAAAAAGAACAUAAUUUUUCUGGC
Molecule: messenger RNA, 3031 nt
Organism: Ananas comosus (pineapple)
Lineage: Eukaryota; Viridiplantae; Streptophyta; Magnoliopsida; Poales; Bromeliaceae
Product: serine/threonine-protein kinase-like protein CCR4
Exons: 2
Coding region: 409-2784 (791 amino acids)
Biological process (GO): protein phosphorylation
Molecular function (GO): protein serine/threonine kinase activity; ATP binding
Source: RefSeq, a predicted model, not a curated record